GUUGAGGCGCUGUCAAUGGCGAACCAUUGGAAUUACACCACAUUUAUUAUAUUUCUUAAGUCGCUUUAUUGCAACAUACUUAUUCGUGGACUCGAUUAUAACUUUUCAUUACAUUUUAAAAACAGGUACACUUUCAUUCAUUCUUGUAGGCUGAGACUGACUGUUUUGGAUAAAACGCACAAAAGACGAUUUCGGGGUUCUGACGUAUUUUUUUGGUGGAGAAAAAAAAACGUGAGCCACACCAGGGGCACAGAACCAAUGCAUGCAGCUCAGCGAUUCGUGAUCGGGGAGUCAAACUCGAUCCCGCUCCCGAUGUUUACGUCGUUGGUCUGAUGCCCUCCUCCUCCUCCUGCCCUCUCCUCAGCAUCUCUUCCCUUCCCCGCAGAGGGCACCGGAUAUUUAUCCUCCGAUCCAGGGCCGUGGAGGAGGGAGGAGUCCUUGUGCAGCACUGGGACAGCGUCGGGCUCCGAACCCUCUGAUGAAAGGCAGCGGUCUCCAUCCAAACAGAAAUGGCUAUGGGGCUGACAUCGAAAAAAGCGUCUACGCGAAGCGUCUGUGUGGAGCGCAAGAACCUGAUCACGGUCUGCAGAUUCUCUGUCAAGACGCUCCUCGAGAAAUACACAGCCGAGCCCAUCGAUGACUCGUCGGAGGAGUUCCUCAACUUCGCUGCCAUCUUAGAGCACAUCCUCAGCCACCGGUUCAGAGCAGGGUCAGGAGGUUGGUUCAGCUCGGACGGCCAGCGCAGCUUCUGGGAGUACAUCCGGCUGGCCUGCAGCAAGGUGCAGAACAACUGCAUCGCCAGCAUCGAGAACAUCGAGAACAUCAGCACAUCGCGGGCCAAGGGCCGGGCCUGGAUACGAGUGGCCCUGAUGGAGAAGCGUCUGUCGGAGUACAUCGCCACCGCCCUCCGAGACACACGGACCACCAGGCGGUUCUACGACGACGGGGCCAUCAUGCUGCGGGAGGAGGCCACGGUCCUGACCGGGAUGCUCAUCGGGCUCAGCGCCAUCGACUUCAGUUUUUGUCUAAAGGGUGAAGUUCUGGAUGGGAAAUCUCUGGCCAUGAUUGACUAUACACCAUACCUAAAGUUCACUCAGAGCUACGACUACCUGAGCGACGAGGACGACCGCACCAGCGUGGACAGCAGCAACAGCGAGGAGAGCGUCCCCGAGCACCCCUACAUCCCCCUGGUCACCGACGAGGAGAGCUGGAGCAAUAAGUGCCGCAAGAUGGAGCAGAGGUUCAAGAUCGUGUACGCCCAGAAGGGCUACCUGGAGGAGCUGGUGCGGCUGCGGGAGUCGCAGCUGAAGAACGUGGAGACGGAGAACAAGCACCUGCGGUCCCGACUGGAGGAGCUGACGGAGCAGAGCCUGCAGGAGAAGAAGGAGCUGGAGGACGUGGUGCUGGAGCUGCAGGCGCAACUCUCUGGCCUCAUCCCCUGUGAAUCCAAUCACCUGUCCAAGGAGAUCUCCAUCCCCCAGGUGAACCAGUGGACCACCAUCAACAACAGCCAGGGAGACAUCAAGCUCUUCCGCAGGAGGAGCUUCCCCAGCCUGGAGCAGCUCUCGGUGGACGUCAGCCUCAACUCCAACUCCCAGCGGACGGACAGCAAGCAGAACGGGAAGGACUGCACCCCUUCCAUGCUGGGGCUGUGCGGAUCGCUGGCCUCCCUCCCCAGCUCCAAGUCCCUGGCCAGCCUUAAGUCCACCGACAGCCUAUUGAUUGUGUCCCACCCUCCAAGACCCUCCAUCCGUCGCACAGUGUCUCUGGACGCCAUCGUGGGCCCCUACAUGCAGGGCCAGUGGCCCAAGGACGCGGAGAGUCCCACCAUCACCUGCGCCCAUGACAAGGCCACACAGACCCCCAGUGCCUGGUCCGAAGACGCCCCUGCGAAGAGGCCCCUGGGGGGGCACAAGCGGUCCGCAUCCUGGGGCAGCGCGGAGCACCUGAGAGAGGUGGCCAAACUGAGGCAUCAGCUGCAGAAGCGCUCCCGUCAUGUUGCCCCCAGCGUGGGCUGCCAGCACCACCAGCACAACCACCCCCCCCUCGCCGGCCAGGCAGCGGGCAUCACACAGACCAUCCCGCUCAACAGGCUGGCCUCCAGGAUGCGUCGCAGCGUGGAAGGACUGAACCUGGAGCUGGAGGAGGUGUUUGUGUCUGAGAAGUCGGACGAGCAGAUCCUGGACAUCCCGGACGGGCACCGGGCGCCGGUCCCCGCCCUUCGGUGCAGCAGCGGGUCCCAGAGCGAGCCCUCCCCCACCCCCAUGGACCCCUCGCUGUCCCCGUCCCCCUCCCCCUGUGCCCUGGACCCCUCACUGCUCUCCCCCCAGCACUCCCCCUGUCCCAUCGACCCCUCUCUCCUGUCCCCGGCCCACUCCCCCGGCGCCCGGGCCAAGCCAGAUCCCGCAGAAGGCGAGAACCCCCGGCCCUCCGUGUCCACCUCCCCGCCGCCCCCGUUUGACCUGGACCUGACCCUGCUGAAGCCCUCCUCGUCGCCCCACGUCUACAAGACCUACUCCUUCCAGAGGCAGCCCCCCGAGGGCUGCGAGCGAGUCCGCGCCUGCGACGAGGCCACGUCUGCGUCAACGGGGGAGCCCGUCGCACAAGCCAGCUGCCCCGACCCCAACAAGGUCAACUUCACCCCCCACGGUGGCUCUGCCUUCUGCCCCGUCAGCCUCCUCAAGCCCCUGCUGCCCUCCAUGGAUCUCCUCUUCCGGGGCCUGACGGUGUCCCCCGUCUCCGGCUGCCCCGGUCCGGUCGCCUCGCCCACCACCACGCAGCUGGGUCUGCAGUAGGGCUGCUACCGGAGACCGCCCGCCCGCCCGCCCGCCUCUCUCGCGUCUGGGCCCCUUACACGGUCCCCCUGGCCGGUGGGAGGACGAGGAGGAAGCGAAGACCCCGAAUGCUUCUUUAUAUUAUUUUUAUUUCAACACACCCGCGUGUGUCCAUCAGUCGUCGUCACGCCGCGGUCGCUUCGACCGCCGUGUGCACGAUGACCUGCGACAAAAAUCAUUUUCUAAAGUUGUGCGUCAAGUUCCACUUAGUUCGUAGAUCUAGUGUUAAGUGUCCAAGGACAUUAUUACCUCAGUUGUGUUUUUUUUUUUUUUUUUUAUCUGGCUGCUUGGUUCUUUGAGACGCCUUUCGUUGGAUCGUUACUGGUGUGAUCCCAGUAUCCCCCCCCGCCCCCCCCCCCCCCCCCCCAAACUAAUGGUCAUGAGACUCGUGGAUGAAGUCCUUCUGUCCAGGAGGAGAUGAAGCAGAGUGCUUGUUUCAUAUUACUGCAUUUCUUACAAGGGGGUUUCUUUGUAACAGAAGAAAAUAAAACAAGAGUAUUGCAAUAUCAUUUCGCUAGAUGUAAAAAAAAAAGGAAACGGCAUUCUGAUAAUGCCUCUUUUUAAUAUUGUUUUUGCUGCAUAUUAGGUAAGAUUAAACACAAUACCUAAAGCACUUAAAGAACGUACAAUAACUAUCUUCACAUGGUAUGUUCAGACACAAUUGAUAAAGUAUGUUUCGAUGCCCUCACCGUUGAGUGACGGGUAUAAUUACUUGAUGCAUUUAUUGUACUUUCAAAGAAGCUGUUUUUAUUGACGUCCAGUUUGUUUCUCUUGUUUCUUUGUUUUUUUUUAAACAAUUUCUCUGAAGCUAAGGAAGCUGGUUGGGCCUAUUUUGUACUCGGAUAACAAGGAAGCUCUUUAGUUACUGGGUUCUGUUCUGUGUUCACCCUUUCAUUGUUUCUAGUUGUCUCUUGGCAGAGUUGUACAUUUCAAGGCAAACCGGCUAUGGCUUCUUUACAGUGGCCUGCGCAAGAUUGUAUUUGCCGAUCCAUAUUAACUAGCUUAUAGGAAUGCAAUGAUAUUGUGUUUGGAUUAGCCACUUAAAUCGUCAGUGCCACCUAGCAUCGGUUUUUCUAUCACAGGUGCAUUAGUUCCACAUGUUUGCUGGUAGUCUUGUUCGAAUUCCGCAUUUAAGUGCUAUGUGAGUACCGUUGAUCAUAUCGAUAAUGACUGUUGUCUUCAGUUUAAUCCUAUGCAACACUUUCUUUGAACACGUUUUCAAACAAUGCCAAUAUUCGAGCAGCUGUACAAUGAAAAUGUGUGUCAUUUGUUAAUCUUUGUUUUUUCUGAAGGAAGGAUGGUUAUUCAUAUUAAUAUGAAUUUGUUUUCAUUGUUACAUUAUUCUUCAAAUAAAACCAAAAAUGAGUUAUUGAUUCUAAAA
Messenger RNA from Gadus morhua (Atlantic cod), 4215 nucleotides. Its product is annotated as RUN domain-containing protein 3A. The transcript is spliced from 18 exons. NCBI's taxonomy places the organism in Eukaryota, Metazoa, Chordata, Actinopteri, Gadiformes, Gadidae. The record is from RefSeq and is a predicted model, not a curated record. The coding region runs from base 510 to 2795 and encodes 761 amino acids.